Molecule: messenger RNA, 1143 nt
Organism: Symbiodinium natans
Lineage: Eukaryota; Dinophyceae; Suessiales; Symbiodiniaceae
Source: the annotation of a GenBank genome assembly
AUGACGGUGCCUCGGUUGGCUGGAUUCGCAGUAACUGGGUACAUGCCCUCGGGCGAGUCCCGGCAGAUGGCUUUGGACCCGCCCUUCCCGGCCAAAGACCGUUUUGACUUCAAGUGCUACCUAGACAAUGCUAUGGCUGACUUUGACCUCCUUGUGCAGCCCGAGCUUUAUGCGGUGCUCUCUGAGCUGUGGGAGGAUGGAAAGGAAGUGACAAGCCGCUCUCAUCUUCGCAGAGUUGCAGUCGCUGAAGGGCAGGAGAAGGUGUUUUCCAUCAGCCUCUCAAGCAUGCAUAGCAGAGAGGUGUCCAAGUACACGCUGCAGGUUCUGCGUCGACUUGGUUUCUCGACGUCGCUGCAGAAGCUUACUCUCACGACAGGAUCCCUGAAAGAGCGCUUCCACGAGCAAACUGCAAUUAGCGUUUUUCACGCAUCCCAGAACUUCACAGAUGACUUCGCGCACAUUGAAUGCACGAAGCAAGACAGCGGCCAAAACGUGUCCUGUGACUUGGAAGCUGGAGAAACAUACGGAGAUUCAAGCCCCUCUGAAGCAGAGUUGACACUGUUUCCUGAGCUGUACACGCCUUCCUUAGAAAAGAACUUCGGAAUGGUGGUCGACAGCACAGACCGAGUUGUUGGCUGUACAGCACCGAUCGAUUCCUGGCGACAAGUGACCAUAAAGAUCGGCAUUACAUCUGCUGACAGAACACAGACCCGGGACAUACGACUCGUUAUCAAACGCUCAGGCUGUGAAGUUGGCACGUUUUUCCACGAUGGAAGGUGCGCUCUGCACUGUCCAACCUUCUUCUACGAGCAAGCAUUCAAUCGACGAUGUGGAGCUUGUGGAGAAAGUUGUGAGCUUUGUGAGCACUACGCGAAGUGCACACGUUGCCAGCUGGACACCCGUUGGCGCAAAUACAAACGCAAAGGCGGCAGCUGUGUGGCGGUGCCAGUACAUGUGAACAGGAUCUACUAUUUUGCGACCUGGUACUUAGGCCUAAGCUGCGUUCUUCUGCUGGCGUUGUACAUCACGGUCUGCGUAGCUCGCUGCCUCCUUGUCGCGGGGUAUGACAAGGACAACGACAAGCUGACAGAUGAUGAGACAAUGCCCCUUACCUUGCGAGAAGUCCAUGGUGCUGUGGGCUGA